AGGAAAGGGGGUUUCACGUGAAGAGACUAGAGAACACACAGGAGGGUGCUUCCGGCAGUGGAACUAAAGCGUAUGAAUCCACUGGGCACAGGAGUUUCUGGGCCUUUGUUUGCUCAGUGUCAUGGGUCAGCUGUUCUCUGGCACAGCUAAGAGUGAAGCCUUGUACUCCAGCUUCAGUGAAUAUUUUAAGAAGUUUAAGGCAGAAAACAAAAUCAUUUCUCAGGAAACCAUCACAUUGAUUGAGUUAUACCUGAUAAUAGAAGACCUUCAGCAGGCAAAUAAUGAAAUUACUUCUGCAUUGAGAAAACUUGCUAACACCCCACUCAAUGUCGCUGUGAUAGGAGAGUCUGGAACAGGGAAGUCCAGUUUCAUCAAUGUCUUCAGGGGGGUUGGGCAUGAAGAUGAAACUGCAGCUCCGAUUGGGGUAGUGGAGACAACCAUGAGGAGAACUCCAUACAGACAUCCCAACAUUCCAAAUGUGGUUAUUUGGGAUCUGCCGGGGAUUGGAACCACAAAUUUCCCACCGAAAGAUUAUCUGGAGAAAAUGAAAUUCUGUGAGUAUGACUUCUUCAUUAUUAUUUCAGCCACACGCUUUAGGAAAAACGAUAUAGACCUCGCCAAAGCAGUCAGCAUGAUGAAGAAGGAUUUCUAUUUUGUGAGAACCAAGAUGGACAUAGAUCUAGAAAAUGAAAGGGAAUGCAAAGGCACCUUUAGCAGAGAAACCUUCCUGAAGCAUAUCCGAAGCCAUUGUGUGACUAUGUUUAAGAAGAAUAACCUUCAUGUGCCGCCGAUCUUCCUGAUCUCAAACAGAAAUGUAUCUGACUAUGAUUUCCCGAUCCUGAAGACCAUGCUGCAAAACAAACUUUCUACUCACACAUAUCACAACAUUAUGGUUUCCUUGCCUAAUAUUACAGAGGCAGCCAUUGAAAGAAAACGCACCUUUAUACAGCAGUUUAUCUGGCUAGAAGCCUUCAAAGAUGGAGUUUUGAUGACUAUUCCUGUAGUGGACACCCUCAAAGACAGUGAUGUGGAGAAGUUAAAGAUGAGUUUAAACCACUAUCGAGUUCUCUUUGGAGUGGAUGAUGCAACCCUGCAGUUCAUGGCGAAGGAUUCCCAAGUGCCUGUUGAACAACUGAGAAAAAUCAUUAAAUCUCCUUAUUUGUUAGAAACUAAGAAAAGAAAAGCAUUAGAAGGGAUGCUUUUAAAAUACAUGGAGAAAUCUGCCUCAGCUAAUGGUGGGCUCCUGGCAACAGGUCUUUACUUUAGGAAAUCCUUCUACUUACAACUUCUUUUCCUUGACACAGUGGCUGAAGAUGCCAAAGUUCUCCUUAGAGAGACACAUUCAAGAAACUAGUUCAGACUAGUUUAGGCCAAGCAUGGAGGUGCACACCCUAACACCAGGACUCCACUCAGGAGGCAGAGGCAGGCACAUGUCUGUGAGUUUGAAGGCAACCAAGCUAGGCUACAUAGCGAAUUCCAACUAGAGUUACCUGGUGAGGCCCUGCCUCAAAAGAACCAAGUCAAUAAAAAAUAUGUAAGUUCAAGCUCAAGUCACCCACAGCCACGGACCAUAACCAUGUCAUUAGCCAAUCUGCUAACUACAUGAGACACCUGAGGACCAGGCUCAUUAGUGUGAAUUAUAACAGAAUUCUCUCACUAGCUGAUGUUCUCUCUCACUACGUACCUUUCUGUCUCUCAAACACACAUGCGUGCACACAUGCAUGUGCGCAUGUGCAAGCACACACACACACACACACACACACACACACACACGUACACACACGUAUACACACAUACAUUCACUUGAACUUUACCUAUUCCUGCUAUCAUCAAGCCUGUGUUAGAGAGUGACUAGCAUGGUUUACAGAUUCUCUCAACAGGAAGAACUUAAGACCAAAGUAGAAAGAAACCAUAACCACAGAUCGUAAGUUUGGUAAUGAACAACAAACUCCUAAAAGUCCUGCCACAUUCUUGCUAGGGAUAAUUACUAGAAAACAUCUGUAAUUCUGUGCCAGGAACCACUGGAGAACUCUGAAUUCCUGUCAUUACAUGUCUUGCUUAUGGUUAUUUAGGAUAAAACCUGUUUUAAGCCACACAUGGCACCAUAAAAUAUGUAAUAAAUUGUUGA
This is a messenger RNA of Rattus rattus (black rat), 2128 nucleotides long. Its product is annotated as interferon-inducible GTPase 1-like. Gene Ontology annotation, biological process: defense response; cellular response to interferon-beta. The record is from RefSeq and is a predicted model, not a curated record. Lineage: Eukaryota; Metazoa; Chordata; Mammalia; Rodentia; Muridae. Gene Ontology annotation, cellular component: endoplasmic reticulum membrane. Gene Ontology annotation, molecular function: GTPase activity; GTP binding. The transcript has 2 exons. Bases 122 to 1354 code for a protein of 410 amino acids.